Molecule: messenger RNA, 1452 nt
Organism: Rasamsonia emersonii CBS 393.64
Lineage: Eukaryota; Fungi; Ascomycota; Eurotiomycetes; Eurotiales; Trichocomaceae
Product: tRNA-guanine transglycosylase
Exons: 3
Coding region: 1-1452 (483 amino acids)
Molecular function (GO): tRNA-guanosine(34) queuine transglycosylase activity
Source: RefSeq, a predicted model, not a curated record
AUGGGGCCCGAGAGCCCGUCUCAGGAGGCUCCUGAGGAGAUGACGAGUCCCUUCAGUCUGCUGCAACCCGCCCCAUCAGUCCUUGCUCCACGCGUGGGCAAGUUUGCUGUCCCUGGCAGAAAAGCUAUACAGACGCCGCACUAUGUCGCGAUCACCUCGCGGGGUUCCGUUCCCCACCUUACGCACGAUGUGGUGCGCGAUCACACCACGAUUGGGAGCCUGUAUUUUGGAUUAGAAGAUUUUCUAGAGAAGGCUCCCAACGAGGUUCCUCCCAUAUACAAGGUGCCCAGGGCACUGCACGAGUCGGCGCUCCGGAAGUUUGCGUGCCUGCAGGAUGAUAUCCUCCUCGUCUUGGGCGCGCGGAGGGUUCCGCCCAUCGUGUGCCCUCCAGCGAAUACGGACAACUCGAUCGGGAUCCUCACGUCCUUCGGAUACCGCCAGCUAGAGGCGGAGCAGUACAUCGAAGCGGUGCAGAAGCUGCGACCGGAUGUGGUCGUCGGGCUGGCGGACCUCGUGCUGGGUCAAAAACCUGGCGUCAAGAGGCGCGAGAAGAUGGUAGAUCGGACGCAUGCGUAUACCCGGGAUGCGACGAGGCAGUUGUACGAAACCGAAGACGGUGCCGAGUCUGAUUUGAAGAAGACGUUGUAUUUUGCUCCCGUUCUACCGUUGGAAAAUACCCAACAGACGCUGUAUCUUGGAGACUUGGGCGAUGAGCUGCGAGAGCACAUUUCGGGUCUGGCUCUUUACGAGUCCUCGUCGCUCUCCGUCGUCCCGGAAGAGCUGGGCGACUUGCCUCGCUUGUCGUUCAGCGAGCCCAAGACCCCUCAGGAAGUGCUACGGGAUAUCGCACUCGGAGCAGACCUCCUCACCAUCCCGUUCAUCGGAGGCAUGUCGGAUGGAGGAAUCGCAUUGGAUUUCGUCUUCCCUCCGAAGAAGGAGGAGCACAAGGAAGAUCAGCAGGACGAGCCGAAACGAAAAGCCCUAGGAAUUGACCUGUGGUCGCCUUCAUACGCAACCGAUCUGUCCCCACUGGUGCAAGGAUGCGAGUGCUACGCAUGCACGAAACACCAUCGCGCCUAUCUCCGACACCUGCUAUCGGCGCGGGAGAUGCUGGCGUGGACCCUCCUGCAGAUCCACAACUACCAUACCAUGGACCGCUUCUUCGCGGCGGUCCGGGAGAGCAUCGCAAACGGCACAUUCGAAGAGAGCGUGGAAGCCUUCGAGCGGACCUACGAGUCAUCUUUACCGCAGCAAACGGGACAAGGGCCGAGACUACGAGGCUACCAAGUCCACCCCUCCGGCCCCAGCGAACCAAGACGAAAUCCUCGCGCCUACGGCCGCUUAGACGACAAGGCCGAGAAGUUCGCCGAGGCAUUACAGUCGUCUGUGGCGACGCCGGAUGCAGACGCGGAGGAGCUUCAAGAGAGUGGUUUUGCGGAGAAGGAAUGCUGA